Prorocentrum cordatum is the source of this 843-nucleotide messenger RNA. Lineage: Eukaryota; Dinophyceae; Prorocentrales; Prorocentraceae. The record is from the annotation of a GenBank genome assembly.
AUGCCGACGCGAGGGGAGGGAGGCGAGGCCGUGCGCGGGCGAGGCAAGGCCAGGAGCAGAUUUGGAAAGGGAGUCAGGACAAGGGCCGACGCGCUGGCCCGCAGGGGGCUCCGCCCGCCCGCCUGCGCCGUGCCCGGGUCGCCUUGUUUUCGCGCGGUCGGCGCCUGUCGCCUGUUCGUCGCCGCGUCCUCCGUGCGCCGGCAUUUCCAGUCUCUCGCGGUCGUAUUGGCGCAGCCGCCGUGCUCGCUGCUGGAGGCCGAGGUGCUGAGCUACGCCCGCGGCGCCCUGGAGAACGGGUGCAGUCUGGAGGAGGCCGCGGAGGUCCUGGGCCCGUUCCUGCUGGACGCCAGGCUUGCACGCGACGAAGCGGAGGCCCUCGAGCUUCUAUCGGCAGCCCGCGGAGGGGGGUCGACAACCAGUGGACGUGGACGCGGCACAGACCACGAUCGAGAGGGAGGCCUCCUGGCCGCGCCAGUCUCCAUCGCCAGCCUCUCCUCCUGCGGGGGCGCAGCCACCGCCGGGUUCGCGGACGAGCUGCCCCUCGAGGGCGUGCAGGCCGAGGCCAGGAGGGCCGGCGAGGGCGCCGCGCGGCUGUCCGCGGCGAGGAGGGCGGCGCGCGCCUCCGAGGCCGUGGUGCGCGCGCUGGCCCCGGGCCAGCUGCUGGAGUUGUGGGGCGCCGGGGCGGACGAGGAGGCCGUGGCUAUUCUCGCUCGAGCCUUGCGGUCGGAGUGGGACAGCUGGGCUGGGGGUUGUGACCCGGAUUUCUUGGCCGCCUCCUUCUUCGCCUAUUGCGCCGAGUCGCUGGCAGAGGCCCUCGGGACAUUGCGGCGGCAUCCAUCGUAG